CUCUCUGGACACUCUCUGCUCCGCCUUCGUCCUGACGAUCCCGGUUGGCUCGGUUCGGCCGGUGUCGAUACCGUUCAAGCCAGUUUCCCUCGAGCCGUCUUCCAAGAAAUGCGACAGCAAACCCAGGACGCGACCCGGAUGUUGUUUAGUUAGCGCCUGGGGGAGCUCUGCCGGAAGUCAAGCGCCGCCUGGUGCAGCGGAGGAGCGACCGUCUCCCCCAGCUGAGCUGACCGCGUCCAGAAUGCAGAUUCAAGAACUGCACAGACAGAACAGCGAGUCCAAUUCGGGGAGGAAAAUGAGCCAGCCGGGUGGAGCCUCUCAAGUUGGGGGUCCAGGGGAAACCAGCCAAGGGGACCCUAGCGACUUCUCUGAGCCCCCGGUCAUGAUGGACCGUGGCCGGCGGGCCAGCAAGUUCCGACGCAGUGGCAGCAGUGUGCAGGCUGUGCAGGAGACACUCAAGGAGAAGCAGGCCAGGUAUAAGGAAGCCAGGGAAGCACGCAAGAUGAAGAUCACUGCAGCUCAUAAAUACAUUUUUGAGAUUUUAGCUGACAGGCUUCCCAUGGAUCAGGCCACUGUAGAGGAGUUUGUACUUGAUUCUCCAUCUUUCCAACCAUUUGAAAACUUCUUUGCCAAGGGAGGGUGUAAAACCAUAUCAUUUGUCUACCAGGAGAGUGACAUUCCAGGAAUAGAGAGUGGCCGCACUUUCCCCGGAGCUACAAAAGGAGCAAAAGUAAUGAGACUGUUCCUGGCCAGUCUGUCCGAGACGUGUCUCAGGGGCCUGUGCUUGUUCUUUGUGCGCUGCAGAAACGAAACUGCCAUCAAUCCCAAAAACAUUCACGAGGAGAUUUUUUUCUCUACGUUAGAGGCCACUGAGGGUCUCAUGAAAGGCACUAGGAACAUGUUAUCACAGGUCUUUUUGCCAGCUGUCAUUGCUACUGAUAACUGGGGAGCUCUGAGCCAAUCCAAGCACGGAGAGAAGGAGAAAGAACACUUUAAACAAGCUAUCCAACAUUACAUAGCUUUCUUAGACGGGACUCAAGUAAGCAUCAAGGGAAUGGUGCAACUAAAGAUGCCCACACACAUUGACUUCUCCAGACUGCAGUGCUUUGAAGAUCACAAGGCUGCAGCCUCCGACCUGGACAUGGUGCGUCAACUUGAAGAGGUGCUGAUGAUGUGGUACAAGCAGAUCGAACAGGUUUUAACUGAAAGUGACCAGAUGAGGAAAGAAGCUGAUGCUUCAGGGCCUUUGACUGAAUUGGAGCACUGGAAGAGGAUGUCUGCCAAAUUCAACUCCAUCAUUGAGCACAUUAAGGGCCCCCAGUGCAAGACUGUUGUCAACAUUUUAAACAUGAGUCGCUCCAAGGGCCUUAAAGUGUGGAGAGAAUUGGAUUCUAGAAUUACAGAUUGUGCGAAUGAGGCAAAAGACAAUGUGAAAUUUUUAUAUACUUUAGAAAAGGUCUGUCAGCCUCUCUACAACUGUGAUCCAGUUACAAUGACUAAAGGUAUUCAGAAUUUGAUUAAUGCUAUAAGAAUGAUUCACAGUGUCUCACGAUACUACAACACGUCAGAAAGAAUAACAUCACUCUUCAUAAAGGUGACAAACCAGAUGGUAACAGCGUGCAAAGCAUAUAUCACUGAUAAUGGCACAUCUCGAGUGUGGGACCAGGAAACACCAGAGAUUAUCAAAAAGACUCAGGACUGUGUCUUCUUGUUUCGGGAGUAUCAGGCAUGCUUCCACAAGACAAAGAGGCAGACUGUGGACGCUCCAGGAGAAAAGCCAUUUGAGGUGUCAGAGAUGUACAUCUUUGGCAAGUUUGAGGGCUUUUGCAAGAGACUGGAAAAGAUAACACAGAUGAUCACGGCAGUGAAAACAUUUUCUGCUCUCAAUAACUCAACGAUAGAAGGCAUAGAUACCUUAGCUGGAAAAUUUCAGAGUAUACACUACACUAUGAAGAAGAAGCAAUACGACAUUUUGGAUCCUAGAAAAACUGAAUUUGAUGUAGACUUUACAGAUUUUAUGAGCCAAGUGCAGAACUUAGAGCAUCAGCUGCAGAUGUUUAUGAGUUCCUGUUUUGGUAAAAUCCUAUCAUCUCAGCAAGCCUUGCGUUUGUUACAAAGGUUCCAGAAAUUGAAUAUACCCUGUCUUCAGGCUGCAAUUUCGAGCAUAGUCAGACUCAUUCUUCAGUAUUAUGUUUCGGAGCUGGAGUCUGUUAAGAAGCUCUAUCAGGCCCAUAGAGAGGACCCUCCUCUGGCCCGGAACAUGCCUCCUGUCGCUGGUAAGAUACUGUGGGUGAGGCAGCUCCUCAGGAGAAUACAGGAGCCCAUUGAGUACAUAGAUAGCAACAGUGACGUCCUGUCAUGUCCAGAGGGCAGGGAUGCUGUGAAGAUGUACAACAGGGCUGCAGCAGUGUUUGUGGAGUUUGAGAUUCUGUACCACAGGGCCUGGAUCAGGGAGGUCUCACAGCUGCAAUAUGCAUUGCAAGCUACCCUGCUGGUUCGGCACCCAGAGACAGGAAAACUGCUUGUAAACUUUGAUCCCAAGAUCUCUGAAAUCGUGAGAGAGACAAAGUGCAUGUUGAAGAUGGGCCUGGAGGUCCCAGAGCAAACACUGAGGCUGGUGAAGGCAGAGAGCUCCAUGAAAGCCAAUCGAUUCCGCUUAGAGACUCUUCUUAACAAUUAUGAGACAACCUGUGAAAAAAUACCAGCAGUGUUUGUUAAUCUGCUGGCCUCAAAGAUUAAAAAGGUGGAGGCAGUGCUUCGACAUGGACUGACUAUACUAAACUGGUCCUCCCUCAUCCUGGACAGCUUCUUCUGCAGAGUGGACAUGGCUUUGUCUGAUUUAAAUCAGCUGCUUAAGAAGGUGAGGGAUAUAUGUGAGAUGCACAUUGAAGCUGCGCUGCAGGACAUUUCAGAAACUGUCCUGGUAGACCUGCCUGAGGAUGGGCCCACCACACUAGAGGACAUCAUUGUUAAAAAUGAGAGUCGCUCAAAGGAGUGGGCAGACAGCAUGAACCACAAGAGCAGACGUGUAGAAGAGUCUGUGAAGGAGCUGAUUGGCAUCUUUAAAGCAAUGUAUGAGUCCAAGGAAACAAAGAAAAUAGUAGAGGAAACCACUGUGCCAGAACGUAAGCGUGUAGCAUUCACAGAGGACACUAUUGCAAACGAAGAAGACAGCCACACCACAGAGCACCAGGAAGCGGAAAAAGGGGAUGAGUUUGAGAAGGAGUGCAAGGAGAUGUAUGCUUACUUUAGCCAUCAGCUGUUAGAUGCAUUGCUCAAAUCGACACGCUUGUCUCUGGACACCUUAAAAAGAAGGAUUUUUGUCUCUGUCUUGUCUGCAAGAAAAGGGCUCUUCAGUCAGUCAAGUAAAUCAGAGGAAUUAAUUACCUUUUUAAAAUCAGAAAUGCACCUGGCAAUACCUAACGUGGUCAUGCAGCCCAGCCUGGAUGACAUCCAGCAGGCCAUCAACCGGCUGGUGCAUCUGGUGCUGGAGGUGAGCCGCGGCAUAGCGCAGUGGGGCCAGGCGGGCAGGCACGGGGGCCCCGCUGCCCUGGAAGUCAGCCUCGGCGGGGCCAAGGGCACACAGCGCUCCAGAACCACGGAUGAAGACAUUCCUGUAAAGAAGCUAAAAAACUUUUAUCACAGCGUAUCUGAGCACAAGGACAUUUGUAAGAUUGUGGUGCUGCUGACCUCUGCAGUCAACUCCCUGAGGAAACCGGCCAGUGACGUUCUCCAGCAGUUCCACAGGUUUAAGGGCAUCUGGGCAGAGGACAGGGAUGCCAAGGUCAAGGAAUUUAUGGCAAGUAACCCAUACCUGACACAGAUAAAAUCUGAGAUUUUGCACUAUGUGGCUUUUGAGCAAGAGAUUGAAGAAAUCAAGCCCACAACCAUUUUAGGAUCAAUUGAGUUGUCUACAGCACCACUGAAGCUGGCCUUGACAGUGGAGGCUAAGGCCUGGAAGAUGCUGUUGUGCAAAUACCUGAAUGAGGAGUAUAAGAAGAAAAUGGCAGAUAUCUCAACAUUCAUUGGGGAACAUCUUAAAAAACUCUCUCGACCAAUUCAGGAUCUGGAUGACGUGAGAUUGGCAAUGGAAGCUCUGUCAAACGUACGGGAAUCAGAGAUCCAGAUAGACAUGACCCUGGGACCCAUUGAAGAAGCCUAUGGGAUCCUGAACAGAUUUGAAGUGGAAGUGACUAAAGAGGAGGCUGAAGGAGUUGACACUCUCAGAUACUCUUUCAUCAAAUUACAAUCCAAAGCCAGAUCUGUGCAAGAUGAAUUAGUACGUGUGCAGCCCAAGUUUAAAGCAAACUUGUUGGAAUCAGUAACAGUUUUCCAGAAGGAUGUCUUAGCAUUUGUAGACCAGUAUGACACGGAAGGGCCGAUGGUUCCAGGAAUACCCCCUCAGGAGGCCAGCACAAGACUCCAGAUCUGCCAGGCCAGGUUUGAUGACCUUUGGAGGAAAUUUGUAACAUACUCCUCAGGUGAACAGCUUUUUGGACUGCCAGUCACGGACUAUGAAAGUCUGCAAAGAACCAGAAAAGAGCUGGGUCUCCUACAGAAGCUGUAUGGCCUUUAUGACACAGUGAUGAACAAUAUCAGUGGCUAUUACGACAUUUUGUGGACAGACGUAGAUAUCGAGAAGAUCAAUGCUGAGCUUCUGGAGUUUCAGAACAGGUGCCGAAAGCUGCCUAAAGGUUUGAAAGACUGGCAGGCCUUCCUAGACUUGAAAAAGAGGAUUGACGAUUUCAGCGAGUCCUGUCCUCUGCUGGAAAUGAUGGCCAAUAAAGCAAUGAAACAGAGACAUUGGGAUCGCAUUGCAGACCUCACUAAGCAUAGGUUUGAUGUGGACUCAGAUAGUUUCUGUCUGCAGAACAUCAUGGAAGCACCACUUCUGAAAUACAAGGAAGACAUAGAGGAUAUCUGUAUUUCAGCUGUCAAGGAGAAGGAUAUUGAGGCCAGGCUGGCUCAGGUGGUGGAUGUUUGGUCCAGUCAGGUUCUGAGCUUCCAUGCCUUCAAGGGCAGAGGAGAGCUCAUGUUGAAGGGGGCAGAGACCUCGGAGAUCGUCAUGGUGAUGGAGGACAGCUUGAUGGUUCUAGGCUCUUUACUCAGCAACAGAUAUAAUGCUCCUUUUAAGAAGGACAUCCAGAACUGGGUUUUCAAGCUGAGCACGUCCACAGACAUAAUUGAGCAGUGGCUGAUCGUACAGAAUCUCUGGGUGUACCUGGAGGCUGUCUUUGUAGGGGGAGACAUCGCAAAGCAGCUUCCGCAGGAAGCCAAGCGUUUCCAGAACAUUGACAAGUCUUGGAUUAAGAUCAUGCAGCGUGCACAUGAAAUCCCUAAUGUCGUUCAGUGCUGUGUGGGGGAUGAGACCAUGGGACAGCUGCUGCCUCACCUGCAGGAGCAGCUAGAGCUGUGCCAGAAGUCUCUCACAGGCUAUCUAGAGAAGAAGAGGCUGCAGUUCCCCAGAUUCUUCUUUGUGUCUGACCCGGCUCUCCUGGAGAUUUUGGGACAAGCCAGCGACUCGCACACCAUACAGUCUCAUCUCCUGGGAGUUUUCGACAAUGUCAAUGAGGUGGAGUUCCAUGCCAAGGACUACGACAAGAUACUGGCUGUGAUUUCAAGAGAAGGAGAGAAAAUACCACUGGACAGUCCCGUGAUGGCCCGGGGGCCAGUGGAGCUGUGGCUGGGGGAGCUCCUGCAGCAGCAGCAGAGCUCCCUGCACUCCGUCAUCAGAGCCGGGGACAUGCAGAUCAACGACUCCGGCUUCCAGCUGCUCAGCUUCCUCGCGCAGUUCCCAGCGCAGGUCGGCCUGCUGGGGAUCCAGAUGCUAUGGACACGGGACUCAGAGGAAGCUCUGCGCAAUGCAAGGGAUGACAAGAAGGUCAUGCAGAUUACCAACCAGAGGUUCCUGGACCUGCUCAACACUCUGAUUGGGCAGACUACACAAGAUCUGACCAAAUUUGAAAGAGUGAAGUUCGAGACUUUAGUCACCAUCCAUGUGCACCAGAGGGACAUAUUUGACGAACUGGUGAAACUGCAUAUCAAGUCUGUGUCAGACUUUGAAUGGCUCAAGCAAAGCAGAUUUUAUUUCAAGGAAGAUUUAGACCAAGUCAUUGUGUCUAUUACAGAUGUAGAUUUCGUAUAUCAGAAUGAGUUUCUUGGCUGCACAGACCGUCUGGUCAUCACCCCUCUAACAGACAGGUGCUAUAUUACCCUGGCCCAGGCUUUGGGCAUGAGUAUGGGUGGCGCUCCAGCAGGGCCAGCUGGCACCGGGAAGACUGAGACCACCAAGGACAUGGGCAGGGCGCUGGGGAAGUAUGUGGUGGUCUUCAACUGCUCGGACCAGAUGGACUUCAGAGGGCUUGGCAGGAUUUACAAAGGCCUUGCUCAGUCUGGGUCCUGGGGCUGUUUUGAUGAGUUUAACAGGAUCGAGCUGCCUGUGCUGUCUGUGGCUGCCCAGCAGAUCUACAUUGUCCUGGUUGCGCGCAAGGAGCACAAGAAGCAGUUUGUCUUCACUGACGGGGACUGUGUAGACCUGAACCCAGAAUUUGGCCUUUUCAUUACUAUGAACCCUGGAUACGCUGGCCGUCAGGAGCUUCCAGAAAACCUGAAAGUUCAGUUCCGGACUGUGUCAAUGAUGGUCCCAGACAGACAGAUCAUCAUGAGGGUGAAGCUGGCCAGCUGUGGGUUCAUCGAGAACAUCAUCCUGGCCCAGAAGUUCUAUGUGCUGUACAAGCUGUGUGAGGAACAGCUGACUAAACAGGUCCACUACGACUUCGGUUUGAGGAACAUUCUGUCGGUGCUGCGGACACUGGGGGCACAAAAGAGGGCUCGGCCUGGAGACAGCGAAUCCAGCAUCGUGAUGAGAGUCCUGCGGGACAUGAACCUGUCCAAACUGGUAGAUGAAGAUGAGCCACUGUUCCUCAGCCUGAUCAGUGACCUUUUCCCAGGAAUACAGCUGGACAGCAGCACCUAUGCUGAGCUCCAGGCUGCUGUGACCAAUCAGGUGGAGGCUGCCGGUGUUGUCAAUCACCCCCCCUGGAAUCUGAAGCUGGUGCAGCUGUUCGAGACAGCGAGGGUACGCCAUGGCCUGAUGACACUGGGCCCCAGUGGCGCUGGGAAGACCGCAGUCAUUAACAUCCUGAUGCGGGCGAUGACCGAGUGUGGCUCCCCGCACAGGGAAAUGCGCAUGAAUCCCAAGGCCAUCACGGCCCCCCAGAUGUUCGGCCGCCUGGACGCCGCCACAAACGACUGGACUGAUGGCAUCUUCUCGACCCUGUGGAGGAAGACACUGAAGGCCAAGAAGGGGGAAAAUGUGUGGAUUAUCCUGGAUGGGCCAGUAGAUGCCAUCUGGAUUGAGAACCUCAACUCUGUCUUGGAUGAUAACAAGACUCUGACUCUAGCUAAUGGAGAUCGGAUCACCAUGUCUCCGGCCUGUAAGCUGCUUUUUGAGGUCCACAACAUCGACAAUGCAUCUCCAGCCACUGUCUCUCGAGUGGGCAUGGUCUUCAUGAGCUCUUCAGCACUCAGCUGGCAGCCCAUACUGAAGGCCUGGCUUAACAAGCGCAAUCCUCAGGAAGCUGAUAUACUACAGAACUUGUAUGACAAAGUGUUUGAGGAUGCAUACACAUACAUGAAGAUAAAUCUGAAACCUAAGAUGCAGCUCUUGGAGUGUAACUACAUCAUGCAGUCCAUUAACUUGCUGGAGGGGCUCCUUCCCAUGAAGGAGGCAGGGGGAAACAUGAGUGCUGUGCAGGUGGAGCGGCUCUUUGUGUUCUGUCUGAUGUGGAGUGUGGGCUCCCUGUUGGAGCUGGACAGCAGGGACAAGCUGGAGCAGUUCCUGAGAAACCACAGCAGCAAGCUAAACCUGCCGCCCGUGAAGUCAGGGGAGACCAUGUUUGAGUACCUCGUCAGCCAGAACGGAGCCUGGGAACACUGGAACAGCCGUGUGCUGGAGUAUGAUUACCCAACAGACCAUGUGCCGGAGUAUGCCUCCAUCCUUGUGCCCAAUGUGGAUAACACUAGGACCAGUUUCCUGAUGGAAACGAUAGCCAAACAGCACAAGGCUGUCCUGCUGAUUGGAGAGCAAGGAACUGCAAAGACUGUGAUGAUUAAAGGAUACAUGAAGAAAUAUGACCCCGAAACGGACCUGUCCAAAUCUUUAAACUUCUCGUCUGCCACUGAACCCAUGAUGUUCCAGAGGACGAUUGAGAGCUAUAUCGAAAAGCGGAUGGGCAGCACCUAUGGGCCACCGGGGGGGCGCAGAAUGACGGUGUUUAUUGACGACAUCAACAUGCCAGUGAUCAACGAGUGGGGUGAUCAGAUCACCAAUGAGAUAGUGCGUCAGAUGAUGGAGAUGUCUGGAAUGUACAGCCUGGAUAAGCCUGGGGACUUCACCACCAUCGUGGACGUGCAGCUGAUGGCGGCCAUGAUUCACCCUGGUGGAGGGAGGAAUGACAUCCCCCAGAGACUGAAGAGACAGUUUACCGUCUUCAACUGCACCCUGCCCGCCAACACGUCCAUCGACAAGAUCUUUGGGAUAAUGGGCUGUGGGUAUUUCCAUGCUUGUCGAGACUUCAGGCCUGAGAUCUGUGAUAUGAUCAAGAUUCUGGUCCCAGCUAGCAGGAUCCUCUGGCAGUGGACCAAGACAAAGAUGCUGCCCACCCCGUCCAAGUUUCACUACAUUUUCAAUCUGCGGGACCUGUCCAGGAUCUGGCAGGGGAUGCUGAACAUCAAGGCAGAGGAAUGUGAGGAUUUGCAGACUCUGCUGGCCUUGUUUCAGAACGAAUGUACAAGAGUUAUUGCUGACAGGUUCGUGAGCGCGGAGGAUAAGGUGUGGUUUGAGAAGUCUAUAACACGGGUGGUCCAAGAGCAUGUGGACCCCAGCCUUGCACCCCAGCUCCAUCCCGACCCCUACUUUGUGGACUUCCUGAGGGAGGCUCCAGAGCCAACCGGAGAUGAGCCCGAGGACUCGAGUCUGGAAGCUCCCAAAGUCUACGAACUGGUACCCAGCUUUGAGUUCCUGUGUGAAAGACUCCAGCUGUAUCAGAGGCAGUACAAUGACACUGUCAGGGGCUCCCGUCUGGACCUGGUCUUCUUCACCGACGCUAUGGCUCACCUCAUCAAGAUCUCUCGCAUCAUCAGGACAUCCUGUGGGAAUGCUCUGCUUGUGGGAGUGGGGGGAUCAGGGAAACAGAGCCUCACCCGGCUGGCAACCUUCAUAGCAGGAUACAGAAUAUUCCAGAUCACAUUAAGCAGAACAUACGGUGUCAAUAACCUUAUGGAUGACCUGAAGCUGCUGUACAGAACUGCGGGAGCAGAUGGAAAAGGCAUCACCUUCAUUUUCACGGACAAUGAGAUAAAGGACGAAGCCUUUCUCGAGUACCUCAACAAUGUACUGUCAUCUGGCGAGGUGUCCAACCUGUUUGCCCGUGAUGAGCUGGACGAGAUCACUCAAGGGCUGAUCUCAGUGAUGAAGAAGGAGUUGCCCCGCCAUCCUCCCACAUUUGACAACCUCUACGAGUAUUUCAUCUCUCGAGCCCGAAGGAACCUGCACGUGGUUUUGUGCUUCUCUCCGGUUGGUGAGAAGUUUCGCACACGGUCUCUGAAGUUCCCUGGGCUGAUUUCAGGCUGCACCAUGGACUGGUUCACUCCCUGGCCCAAGGAGGCUCUUGUGGCCGUGUCCCAGUACUUCCUGUCGGAGUUCCACAUGGUCUGCUCCUCUGAGGUGAAGGCCCAGGUGGUGCAGACGAUGGGGGUCUACCAUGACAAGGUGUCCUCCACCUGUGAGAGCUACUUCCAGAGGUUUCGGCGUCGAACACAUGUCACUCCAAAGUCUUACCUGUCUUUCAUCAAUGGCUACAAAGCUGUGUACUCUGAAAAGCAUGCUUACAUCAACGAGCUGGCAGAGCGGAUGAACACAGGUCUGUCUAAGCUGAUGGAAGCCAGUAAGUCUGUAGUCAACCUGUCCAAAGAGCUCGCUGUGAAGGAGAAGGAGCUGGCUGUGGCAUCUGUGAAGGCAGAUAAGGUGUUGGCCGAAGUGACCGUGAGCGCAGAGGCUGCCGCCAAGGUGAAGAAUGAGGUGCAGGUGGUGAAAGACAAGGCGCAGAAAAUCGUGGAGGGGAUUGGAAAAGAAAAGGCAGUUGCAGAAGUGAAACUGGAAGCUGCCAAGCCUGCCUUAGAGGAUGCAGAAGCUGCCUUAAAUACUAUUAAACCAGCAGACAUUGCUACUGUGCGGAAGCUGGCCAAGCCACCACAUCUUAUUAUGCGAAUCAUGGACUGCUGCCUCCUUCUGUUCCAAAAAAGGCUGGAAGCUGUCACCCAGGACCCAGAGCGGCCCUGCAUCAAGCCCUCCUGGGGCGAGGCCCUCAAGCUAAUGAGUGCCAGCGGGUUCAUGCAGUCCCUCCAGCAGUUCCCCAAGGACACCAUUAACGAGGAGAUGGUGGAGCUGCUGCAGCCUUAUUUCCUCAUGGAGGACUACACUCUUGAGAAUGCCAAGAAGGUGUGUGGUAAUGUGGCCGGUCUGCUGGCCUGGACCCAGGCCAUGGCCAUCUUCUUUGGAAUCAACAAGGAGGUGCUGCCCCUCAAGGCUAACCUGGUCGUGCAGGAGGGCCGUCUGGCUGUGGCCAAUGCAGAGCUGAACGAGGCGCAGGCCCAGCUGGACGACAAGCAGGCUGAGCUGGACAAAGUGCAGGCCAAGUUUGAUGCAGCUAUGAAGGAGAAGAUGGACUUGCUGAAUGAUGCUGAGACUUGCCGAAGGAAGAUGCAGGCAGCCUCUGCCCUGAUUGAUGGCCUGAGUGGAGAGAAAAUACGCUGGACCGAGCAGAGCAAAGAAUUUAAAGCCCAGAUCAACAGGCUGGUGGGAGAUGUGCUGCAGCUCACAGGAUUCCUGUCCUACUGUGGCCCCUUCAACCAGAACUUCCGCAACAUGCUACUGAAGGAAAUCUGGGAGGUGGAGCUGCGUAGACGCAAGAUCCCCUUCACGGAAAAUCUCAACCUCAUCUCCAUGCUGGUGGACCCCGCCACGAUUAGUGAAUGGAAUCUGCAGGGCUUGCCAGGGGACGACCUUUCUGUUCAGAAUGGCAUCAUUGUGACAAAGGCCACCCGCUUUCCACUUCUCAUUGACCCUCAGACACAGGGCAAGAGCUGGAUCAAGAAGAAAGAGCAGAACAACGAGCUACAGGUAACCUCUCUGAACCACAAGUUCUUCCGCACACACCUGGAGGACAGCCUGUCUCUAGGACGGCCGUUACUGAUUGAGGAUGUGCGGGAGGAGCUGGACCCCGCGCUGGACAACGUGCUGGAGAAGAACUACAUCAAGUCAGGCUCCACUUACAAGGUGAAAGUGGGAGAUAAAGAGACAGAUAUAAUGGAUGGCUUCAGGCUCUACAUCACCACUAAGCUGCCGAAUCCAGCGUACACUCCAGAGAUCAGUGCCAAGACCUCCAUCAUAGACUUCACUGUCACCAUGAAGGGCCUGGAAAACCAGCUGCUGGGCAGAGUCAUCCUGACGGAAAAAUAUGAGCUGGAGGCAGAACGCGUGAAGCUCAUGGAGGACGUCACCGCCAACAAGAGGAAGAUGAAGGAGCUGGAGGACAACCUACUGUACAAGCUCAGCACCACCAAGGGUUCCCUGGUGGAUGAUGAGUCCAUGAUCGGGAUCCUGAGCACUACAAAGCAGACGGCAGGGGAGGUGAGCGAGAAGCUGCAUGUGGCAGCAGAAACGGAGGUGAAGAUCAACACUGCGCAGGAGGAAUACCGCCCUGCUGCCUCCCGUGGAAGCAUCCUGUACUUCCUCAUCACUGAGAUGAGCAUGGUCAACGUCAUGUACCAGACCUCCCUGGCCCAGUUCCUCAAGAUCUUUGAUAUCUCCAUGGCCAAAUCUGAGAAAUCCCCUCUGGCACAGAAGCGCAUCAGUAACAUCAUUGACUACCUGACGUUUGAGGUGUUCAGGUACAGCGUCAGGGGGCUGUAUGAGAACCACAAGUUCAUCUUCACUAUGCUGCUGGCCCUCAAGAUAGACAUGCAGAAAGGCAAAGUCAAACACAAUGAGUUUCAGACCCUCAUCAAAGGGGGAGCCGCCCUGGACCUGAAGGCCUGUCCUGCAAAGCCCUUCCGCUGGAUUCUGGACAUGACCUGGCUGAACCUGGUGGAGCUCAGCAAGCUGUCCCAGUUCAGCGAGAUCAUGAACCAGGUGUCUCGGAAUGAGAAGGGCUGGAAAGUGUGGUUUGACAUGGAUGCUCCAGAGGAGGGGGUGAUUCCUGAUGGAUACAAUGAUUCUCUGGACACUUUCCACAGGCUGCUACUGGUCCGAUCGUGGUGUCCAGACCGCACCCUGACUCAGGCCAGGAAAUACAUCGCAGACUCGAUGGGCGUACGGUUUGCAGAGCCAGUCAUCCUCAGCCUAGAGAAGACCUGGGAGGAGAGCGACAUGCGCACGCCACUCAUCUGCUUCCUGUCCAUGGGCUCCGACCCCACCAACCAGAUAGAUGCCCUGGCCAAGAGGCUGCGGCUGGAGUGUCGGGCUAUCUCAAUGGGACAGGGGCAGGAGGUGCACGCCAGGAGGCUCAUCCAGAUGUCGAUGCAGCAGGGCGGCUGGGUUUUGCUGCAGAACUGCCACUUGGGCUUGGAGUUCAUGGACGAGCUGCUGGAGACCAUCACCACUGUGGAGUCCAUGAACGAGGGCUUCCGAGUGUGGAUCACCACCGAGGCCCACGAGCGCUUCUCCAUCACCCUGCUGCAGUCAUCCAUCAAGUUCACCAACGAGCCCCCUCAGGGCGUGCGUGCCGGCCUGAAGCGCACCUUCUCGGGAAUCAGCCAGGACCAGCUGGACGUCAGCAACCUGCCCAUGUGGAAGCCCAUGCUGUACAACGUGGCCUUCCUGCACACUGUGGUACAGGAGCGUCGUAAAUUUGGCCCCCUGGGUUGGAACAUUCCCUACGAGUUCAAUUCCGCAGACUUCACAGCCAGCGUGCAGUUCGUGCAGAACCACCUGGAUGAAUGCAGCGCCAAGAAAGGUGUCUCUUGGACCACUGUGCGCUACAUGCUGGGAGAGGUGCAGUAUGGCGGCAGGGUCACUGAUGACUAUGACAAACGGCUCCUCAACUGCUUUUCACGGGUGUGGUUCAAUGAGAAGAUAUUUGAGCCAACCUUCUGCUUCUACACAGGCUACAAGGUGCCAGUGUGUAAGACAGUAGAGCAGUACCUGGAGCACAUCCAGACACUGCCUGCUGUCGACUCACCCCAGGUCUUUGGAUUGCACCCCAACGCUGAUAUCACGUAUCAGAGUAACACAUCAGCAGAGGUGCUGGACACCAUCACCAACAUUCAGCCAAAAGAGAGUGGAGGGGGAGCAGGAGAGACCAGAGAGACUAUAGUGUACAGGCUGGCACAUGACAUGCUGGAGAAACUGCCACCGAACUACCUCCCACAUGAAGUCAGAGCCCGUCUGGUGAAAAUGGGAGCCUUAAACUCAAUGAAUAUCUUCCUGAGGCAGGAAAUAGACCGCAUGCAAAGGGUGAUCAGCCUGGUGCGCAGCAGCCUGAGUGACCUCAAACUGGCCAUCGAGGGCACAAUCAUCAUGAGCGAGAACCUGCGCGACACGCUGGAUAACAUGUACGACGCCCGUGUGCCUAACCUGUGGAAAAAGAUCUCCUGGGACUCGUCCACACUGGGGUUCUGGUUCACAGAGCUGCUGGAGAGGAACACGCAGUUCAGCAGCUGGAUCUUCGAGGGGAGACCCAAAACCUUCUGGAUGACUGGCUUCUUCAACCCCCAGGGGUUCCUGACGGCCAUGAGGCAGGAGGUGACGAGAGCACACAAGGGCUGGGCUCUGGACACGGUCACCCUGCACAACGAGGUGCUG
This is a messenger RNA of Lepisosteus oculatus (spotted gar), 13864 nucleotides long. NCBI's taxonomy places the organism in Eukaryota, Metazoa, Chordata, Actinopteri, Semionotiformes, Lepisosteidae. The record is from RefSeq and is a predicted model, not a curated record.